CUUCACUCGAAAUUCUUUGCUCGCUUCUGUCCCGGAAGAACAAGAUUUCUUAUCGUGUCAGUUGUCGUCACCCUUCGUGCCAAAACAACUUCUUUCUAGACCAGGCUGUAAAAUGGCUGGAACAGCUUUAAAAAGACUCAUGGCUGAAUACAAACAACUAACCCUCAACCCUCCAGAGGGGAUUGUAGCAGGGCCUGUAAAUGAAGAAAAUUUCUUUGAAUGGGAGGCUCUGAUUAUGGGACCAGAGGACACGUGUUUUGAGGGCGGUGUGUUCCCUGCCAUCCUCAGUUUCCCUUCAGACUACCCUCUCAGCCCUCCCAAGAUGAAGUUCACCUGUGACAUGUUUCAUCCGAACAUCUACCCAGAUGGCCGUGUGUGUAUCUCAAUCCUGCACGCUCCUGGUGAUGACCCCAUGGGCUAUGAGAGCAGUGCUGAGAGAUGGAGUCCCGUGCAGAGCGUGGAAAAGAUCCUGCUGUCUGUGGUCAGCAUGCUCGCUGAACCCAACGAUGAGAGCGGAGCAAAUGUGGAUGCAUCAAAGAUGUGGCGUGAGGACAGAGAGCAGUUCAACCGACUAGCUAAGCAGAUCGUGCGCAGAUCUCUGGGCCUCUGACACACUCUCACACUCCAGGACAGUGAGGAUUGACGUUUACAAGAAUCAAACUCCCCACAGAAGAGAAAGAGUGUUGUAGUGUACUACCCCCUACCUCCACCAGUGUGAGCACUUUAUUCCCAUCCAGGCUUUCAUACUCUCUUCCCAGUCCUCCCCUCUCUUGUGAUUGGGUGAAUGCGUUUGACAAAUGGCUUUUGAUGAUGAAGGCAAAGCAUUAUACAUUAACCGGACAGGGUUCUAAAAGAGAGCCAAGCAUCAUUUACUGAAUAAGUACACAAACCAUUUAUUCACAGCCAUUUUUGGCGGCCGGUUUGUCUGUCAUGCCUGUUACUUGUCCAUAGUUAAGCAAUGGAAUGCAGCUUUGGUUUGCUGAUAGUAUGCUGAUGCAUGCUUUUAUGCCUCAUUGUAAUAAAAUGCAUUGUGAGGCGGUGACUGAGACUAUCACAUCUACUUACAGAUUAUAUUAAUGAUCUUUUAGAAAUAAGAAAAAAGAUCAUGUCUAUGGAUGCAAAUUUAAUAAAUGUCUUAAUUAAAUACAUUUAAUAUGAAAAUGUUUUGAAAUUUGGUAAUACACAGAUAGGUCAGUGUUUUCUUCAAUUUCACUUUACUUUUAUGGAGGUUUUUAGAUUCAAGUAGUAGCAAGCUGGACUCAUCCAGCCUUCGGCAGAAAGACGGACCAGAAUAAUUGUUGAAUUUACACCGUCAUUACUUUAAUUAAAAAAAUCAUUCAAUUCUGUAUACUUUUUGCUUUUCAUCUGUUAUCAAGGAUUGUAAAGCCAAUAAAAUCAAUAAAUGUUUGUGAUUUAUGAA
Messenger RNA from Cyprinus carpio (common carp), 1420 nucleotides. RefSeq names its product ubiquitin-conjugating enzyme E2G 2 (UBC7 homolog, yeast) (gene ube2g2). Gene Ontology annotation, cellular component: endoplasmic reticulum; cytosol. The record is from RefSeq and is a predicted model, not a curated record. NCBI's taxonomy places the organism in Eukaryota, Metazoa, Chordata, Actinopteri, Cypriniformes, Cyprinidae.